AUGAGCGCCCGCUCGGCAUAUUUGUGUCAGAUACAGGUAAUUCUCCAGUUAGCCUCCUACUUUACCUACUAUUCUAUUCUUCUUCAGAUUUGCAAUGGGUUCUUAAUAGCAGCUGGUUUGCUAGCCGUCGGUCUGGCGGGUAGUCAGUUCUCAAAAGUCGGUCUGGAUAACUACCGGGACAUUGAUUUCCGGUUACUCAAUUUCAUUCACAUUGUCACCGGGUGUAUUGGGUUCUACUCACUCUGGAAAAAUCAUGGAAGCAUCGUCACAAAGUCACUUUACAUGGUCUCUUUCGUUAUCGGCUUCGCCACUGCGGUUUUCUACGGUUUUACCACUUAUCGGGUAAGUCUUAGAAGGAAAACAUAAAAUGAUAAAUAAUAAUCUUCAGGUUGUAAAAGCCGGCGAUAAUUUGAACUCUCUUCAGUCCGCUGAUGGGUUCAAUGAAGAAUUCCAAUCAGAGCAUAGCAACUAUGCGGGCAGAAUUGUCAUCUCAGCCCUUAUGAUUGGUUGGUUUCACUCAAAAAUGUUUCAUCCAAUUAUAAUUUUCAGCCUCCGGAGCAGUUGCCUCUCUGUUCUCCCUGUUCGCCAUCUUCCUGCUCAGCAAAAUCAUUGUGGUCACUAUUCCAGUGUAUCCAAUGCAAUCAGUAAGUCGCCCCACUAACCGCUUCAACCACCUAACUUUCUCUUUUUCCAACUAGAUCUCGAUGAUUCAGAGAGAGCAAGAACUGGCGAUGAGCAGUGCAAAGAAAACGUUGGCAUCCAUCGGACUCAUCAAGUUCAUCCUCUGUUUCGGUAUUCUGGGACUUUGUGUUUUCAUCGAAUAUGAACAUGAGAAUGUGAGCAUUUUAAAACUGGAAUCAGCCAACCAAUUUCUUUCUUUUUUUUUUAGGUUGCCGGACAGGAUAGGUACAUCAAAAUCGGAUUGGAUCACAUCUCGGCAAUGCUUGCCAUUGUCAGCGGUGCCAUGGACAUUUGGGCAACUCGUGGGAAGAACCAGCAAAAUUUGAACCUUAAGGUAUGUGUGCUCAAACAUGAAGUGAAAUGUGAAUAUAUCUUGAACCCUCAUUUAUUUACACAGGUUGCGCUCGCGGUCGCCGUCGUCGCCGCCACGUGGUGCCUCAAAACAGUUGACAACAACGCGAUGCCCUUCUACAAAAAUGACCUCAAGUUCUACUACCAGGGUCGUGAGGUCGGAGGUAAGCAACAGCAAUUUUCAUUAUAUACGUACACACGAAACGAUAUCGAAAUUUGAUACGUUUCAAGUCAACACCGAUAUGUGUACAACUAUAGUCGAAAUGAACCGCCCGAUCUCUUGUUUUUUCCAGACCCCUCGAUCACGUCAACCGAUGCUCCACGAUACAUUUUGGUGGUGGCUCACGGAGUUUUGCUCGGAUGCUUCGGAAUCGCAUUCUUCCUUUGCACUCUGUCGGCGGUCAUUGUCGGGACAUACUUACACCUUGACUUCCACUCAAUGCACACUGAAGUGAACAAGAGCAUCAAGAUUCAAACAGGGUUAGAUUGACAUUGUAUGGAUCAAUGAACUCAUUGGUAAAUUGCAGAGUGCUCAAUGUGCUCCACAUCUUCUGGGGAGCAUGUAUGCUUGCCCUAUGCAUUCUGGGACUACUGGAUACAUGGUGGAGAGGAGAGUUCCUUGGGGCUGAUCUCCUAUGGGUCUCCAUACUUUUCAUGACCACUGGACUUAUUACUUCUAACAACUAUAGGUACAGAAUAUGAGGGUCAGAAAGUAAAAUUCUAUAUUUUUUUUCCAGUGUGACCAUUACAACCAAGUUCAUUCUCUCUAUCGUCUGCCUUGGCAUUUCCAUCGAGAAAAUGUGUGCCUCCGCUAAUCUCAUCUACCAAAUGGCCGCCUAUCCCGCAUACAGAAACGGAAAUGAACGGACUUUCGUCGCGCAGAUCAUUUUGUACUCUAUCCAAGCUGGAGUACGUUUCCUGGUGACUCGUACAGAGUUAACACGAACUUGAUUUCAGAUCUAUCUACUGGAAGCCUUGACCUCCCUCGCUGGAGCCUACAUCUACGGAACUGAGCUCAGAAAGCAGCCAAACUUAACUUAUCGCCAUUCGAACGGAGUUCACACCCUCUUCUCGUUAGGAACAUUGUUUUACGCGGUGGUCAUCACUGGAACGUACAUUGUGUUUGAGCUCGGAAAAUGGAGAUAUAAUGAGGUCCCAAUCGAGGUGCCAUUCUUCAGACUUGGAAAUGGUCCACUUGCUGGAGCCGUGUUUGUGGUUCAGGUAACCAGAAAAUGAAUGAAAAUACCAAAAACGUAUUUGCAGUUCCUGUGCAUUCCAUUCCCAAGUUUUUUGGCGUCUGCAUCGAUUCUCAAUAUCAUUAUCGCCUCGAUUUCACUUUUCACAGUUUCAUCGGCGAUUACCAACGUGUAUUAUCUGGUAAGCCCCACAGAAAUCCGAAAAACAGGACAAAAACGAAUGUUCCAGCAACGUUACUUGCAAGCGGCUGACCUUCUGCCAACCACUGAAACUCAGCAAACAAUCUAUCAGGUUGCUAUCAUUCUCGCCGCCGGAGCAGCUCUUGCCUGUGUCAUAUGCACUGUUUGCGCAAUUAUUUGCUCACUAAGGUUUGAAUAUAUGAUUUAUAAUAGGGAGAAGAAGGAGAAAUGCGCGCGAACGCGUCACCUCCGUAUGGAGAAUGAAACAAAAGACCGGAUAGGAUGAAAAAGCAAAGAUAAGAAAAGUGACGUUCAGAUCCUCCUACAUCCUCCAUCAUCGGUCUACCUCACCGGAUAGCACGGUAGUGGCGCCACUUGGAGAAGAGCAGUUUGGAAGUGGAACUUUGCGGGUUGGCACUCACAUGCGGACACCUUCACGACCGUUCCACCCGCAACAAAGCCCGGUUUGACAACACACAAAUGAGUACGUGGUAGCACUAAAACCGGUUUUAGGGAGGCGUUCAGCCUAUGGAAGAGCAGUCCGUGUACUGGAGCGCCGAUGAGAACCCAUUCUACUACCACACCUCAAAACGGUUUUACGGAAAACCUUAUCAAAUCGAGUCGGGGUGAGCAAAGAACGUCACGGGCGCACACACAAAAAUUUGCACAAGCUUCUCUAAGUUUUCACCUAAAACGAAUUUCAGCUUCUAUGGCUAUGCCCUCGCUGGAAGUGGUCAGGCGGCUCAAAGUCCAGGCGGCGAUCCCAACAGAAGAGUACAAUCCUCCGCGUCACAAACCCAAAUCGGACACGUCUUCAACAACUAA
Molecule: messenger RNA, 3233 nt
Organism: Caenorhabditis sp. 36 PRJEB53466
Lineage: Eukaryota; Metazoa; Nematoda; Chromadorea; Rhabditida; Rhabditidae
Source: the annotation of a GenBank genome assembly